AUGACUUUUUGGGCUUCUAGAAGUUUUCUUCCUAUCCGAAGAGCAGAGCGCGGCGAUCUAAGGGUCUGUUUUUGCAAGCAUCUUCCACCAAUAAAUCAAAGGGAAUUGCAACAACGGCGGACUAGGCUUUUGUUGAUGAAGGUGGAACUAUUAACAAAAUUAGAUCCAUGGACCGAUGAUUUUAAUGUUGAUGGAAUUGGUGUUCUCGAAAAUUCAAUCACUCCACGGAUGAGGAAGCUUCUGCAGGCGGUGGGAUUUUCCAUUUUUUUGCUUGAAGGCCAUCGUAUAGGUGUGGAUUCAAAAGAGAUGGGUUGCUGGAUUACAAUUGCUUUGGGCUGGCAACCUUGUGAGUUUUUUGUGCUUAGAGGAAGAGACUACAAAGAUGGUUUCACAGUUGGAUUUGAGUACGGAUUGGUUGGACAAUUGUUGUUGGAUUUGGAUACACAAUACAUGCACAUUAAAGGACUCAAACACACGACAAAUGGAACAUGGGGGCAUUGCCCUUACUAG
Lactuca virosa is the source of this 510-nucleotide messenger RNA. NCBI's taxonomy places the organism in Eukaryota, Viridiplantae, Streptophyta, Magnoliopsida, Asterales, Asteraceae. The record is from the annotation of a GenBank genome assembly.